UCUGUAUGACCUCUCUACGAUAUGCAAAGGCUAAUAACAUAUACUUACCUCACUAUGACUCAUCCCAGAUAGACUCAUACCUAAUUUAUAUCGACUGUAAUAAUUUAUAUGGUUACAGCAUGUGUCAGUAUAUGCCCCUAUCAGACUUUAGGUUUCUAGAAACCAAUGAAAUAAGUGCUUUAAAUAUCACUCAAAUCCCUGAUGACUCGGAUUAUGGUUUCAUUCUAGAAGUUGAUAUUAUUUACCCCAAUGAUUUACAUGAUAAACAUAAUGAUUUACCAUUUUGUCCCGAAAAAUGUGUUCCACCAGGUGGGACGCAUUAUAAACUGGUACCUAAUCUAUAUGACAAAUAUUUGUAUGUGAUUCAUUAUGUACAUUUGAAAACGUGUCUUAAACAUGGUUUAAAAUUAAAAAAAGUACAUAGAGUAAUUACGUUCAAACAGUCCCCUUACUUAAAACAAUAUAUUGAUAUGAAUACAAGGCUACGUCAAGAGGCAACGUCUGUCUUUGAACAAGAUUUUUGUAAAUUGAUGAAUAACAGUAUAUUUGGUAAAACUUUAGAAAAUACUGAGAAAAGGGUUGAUGUGCGCUUAGUUAAUCAGUGGACAGACAAUGAUAACACAACAAAAAAGAAAAUCACCGCUGACAGAUUAAUUGCAAGGCCAAAUUUUCACAGUGUAUCAGUUUUUACUGAAAAUUUGGUGGCAGUUCAAUUGAAACCAGAUCUAAUAAUUUUAGAUAAACCGAUCUACAUUGGUUUCGCUGUACUAGAGUUAUCUAAAAGUCAUAUGUAUGAUUUUCAUUAUUCAGUAUUUAAACGUUUUUAUGAUACUCGUCUACAAAUGUGUUACACGGAUACAGAUAGUUUUGUUUAUUAUAUACAAACAAAAGACUUUUUUAAAGAUUUAAGAAUGCAUUUUUUAACAUAUUUCGAUACUAGUUGUUACGAUAUUGAUAAUAAAUUUUUAUUACCUGUUCAAAAUAAAAAAGUGCCAGGACUUUUUAAGGAUGAAAUGAAAGGAAAAAUGAUUAAAGAGUAUGUUGGACUUCGUUCUAAAGUGUAUUCUAUCAAAACAGUUGAUAAAAUUAUUAAAAAAGCUAAGGGUGUGAGAGAACCUGUAGUAUGCAAAUUUGAGUUUUCUCAUUACGUGAAAUCAUUAUUUCAAGGAGAUGAAAUAAAAGAAGAAACAUAUUAUUUAAGUCGAUUAAGCACAAUAUAUUUACCCAAAGUGUAAAUAAAGUCGCCCUUUCAGCUAAUGAUGAUAAGCGUAUGAUAUCUGACAACCAAAUAGUGACGAAAGCUUGGGGGCAUACCUCAAUACUUAAUGUUUAAUUUGUAAUCAAUUGUCAUGUUUUGUAUAAAAUAAAUUGUACUAUAUGCAGUCAGAGGUCAUUAGUAAAUUGAAUAGCACAUAUAAUUGAAACAACAUUUUGAUAUUAAUUUUAUAAAUCUAUUAAAAACUAUAAAUAUAAGUUGAAGAUAAUAACUAAUUCAAUUAUAUGUCCUAAAAAUAAAUCUUUCUUCUACUUAUUAUACUUAUUGUGUUUUUAUUUUAACAAUAUUAUUCAGUGAUGUCUUAUGAUAAAUAAAUAUAUUAUCUUAUUAUUUUCUUGUUUUCAUUUUAAUUUACCUUAAACAUUUCUAUAGAUAGUUUAUUCAUAAACGUGUUCAUAAAACAAGUUGUGACUUGUUUAGGUAAAGACAUACACACGUGUAAAGUUAAAGCUAUCAUAUAACAGGAUUGCGCAUUUAUAUUUUGCUGAACAAACAAUAGCUAACCUUUAUAAGCGCAAAGUAAUUUUUAAUUGGUUACAUUCGAAUAGCAUCAACGCGUCUUUAUUAUCCACUCGCAGACAUAGACCUGGUUUUCAAAAAAUGGCAGACAGCGAAGACAUCCCAAUUCCAUUUUCGCAAUAUGCACAAGAGUUUGAGCUACCACAAGAAUUUGACGAUAGCGACUUAUAUAAAAAAAUUAAAAAGAACAUCGAAAACCCUAAAGCCAAGAAACGUAAUAAAGUUAACAUUCAUAAUAAAGUAGUGAAAAGGACUCAAGGACACCCACCAUCUUUUGUGAUAAAUAAUCAUGAGAUCAAAGGCAAUAAACUGAUCAAAAUUCAAAUAAUCAACAUAACAGAGGAUGUAAGGGAUCAAAACGAUGAACAGAACGAAAAUGUAUUACUGAGCGCGCAGUAUGUUGCAGGCGAUAAUUUUGAUGAAAUUAUUGACAGCACAGAGGCUUUAAUAAAUAAAAUUUCAAAAAAAAUUUGUGGAUACAGUACUAGUUAUUAAAGUUGUAUUUUAAAUAUUAUAUAAGUAAUAAAUAUUAUAU
Messenger RNA from Leguminivora glycinivorella, 2330 nucleotides. RefSeq lists its product as uncharacterized. The transcript has 2 exons. Lineage: Eukaryota; Metazoa; Arthropoda; Insecta; Lepidoptera; Tortricidae. Bases 6 to 1235 code for a protein of 409 amino acids. The record is from RefSeq and is a predicted model, not a curated record.